AGAACAGCACAAACUACGUUUGCUACUUCUGUAAAGUGAGAUCUAGAGCAAUGGAUUGUUUAGGAUAAAUGGCAGAUGGAUCGACCGUUUAUGCUAGCCUAGUGAAAUGGACGCUGACUUAGAUACCAAGGAUAAUGAUCGAUUAAAUAAUGAACUGAUUGAAGCUGCAAAGAGUGGUGACCUAGAAGCAGUGAAUAACUGUCUUCAGAAAGGAGCACUAAUAGAUUAUGUUGAUCAAUCCGAUAACUUGACAGCACUUCAUUAUGCAUCUGCUAAUGGACACAGGGAUAUCAUUUCUAUUUUACUUGACAAUGACGCCGACAUAAAUGUAUUAACACCGGAUGGCUGGUCAAUACUUCAUAUUGCUGCAUUAUAUGGACAUAAAGAGAUUGUUUCUGAUCUCCUUAACAGAGGACUGAAACCAAACAUAGUAACGCGCACACAUGGUGUCUCUGUACUCCAUUGUGCAGUUGAGAAUGGGCAGAAGGAAAUAGUGUCUGAACUUCUGGACAACGAUUGUGAUCCAUACAGAUUAACGGACUUUGGUAAAACAGUCCUUCAUUGGGCAGCUGAAAAUGGAAAACAUGAAAUAGUUUCUGUACUUCUUGACAAAGAAUUAGACAUGCUGAAUUAUGUGGAUAAAGAUGGCUGGUUAGCACUCCAUUUAGCAGCUUUAAAUGGACACAUAGACAGUGUAAGUGAAUUACUCCGUAGAGGAUCAGAUGUGAAUGCAGCAACAUUAGAUGGCACAACAGCACUACAUUUGUCAUCAAGCAAAGGACACAUGGCAGUAGUUACUGUUCUCCUUGACCAUGCUGCAGAUAUAAACGCAAAAACUGCAGACGGCACAACAGCACUACAUUUGUCAUCAAUGAAUGGACACGUUGAUGUAGUAACUGUUCUCCUCGACAAAGCUACAGAUCCGAACGCAAAAACAGCAAAAAUGACAUCAGCAGAAUCAGUAAUUUAA
This is a messenger RNA of Mytilus californianus (California mussel), 970 nucleotides long. Its product is annotated as putative ankyrin repeat protein RF_0381. Gene Ontology annotation, molecular function: protein binding. NCBI's taxonomy places the organism in Eukaryota, Metazoa, Mollusca, Bivalvia, Mytilida, Mytilidae. The record is from RefSeq and is a predicted model, not a curated record. The transcript is spliced from 11 exons. Bases 107 to 970 code for a protein of 287 amino acids.